GGGUGUAGAGGGGCAUCAGAGGGAUCACCAAUUGACGUAGCCAGAGGCAGAGGCCAAGAAGCGCCUUUCCGUUCCGGCAUAAUAGUUGUGCGAGUUGGCAGAAUCCACCAACCGAUCAUCAAACGCUCAAUCCGCGAUCUCAAACCAUUAGAAGGUGCGAAAUCCAUCACCUCUACCCCAUCGAGUCCAUUUAACCCCGAGUACAGAACCAGCUGAACAAUGGAUGAAGAAUACGACGCGAUAGUCCUCGGCACCGGCCUCAAAGAAUGCAUUUUAUCUGGUAUGUUAUCCGUCAGUGGUAAAAAAGUGUUACACGUUGAUCGCAACAAGUAUUAUGGAGGAGAAUCGGCAUCGAUAACACCCCUAGAGGAUUUUUUCGCUCACUUCAAAGCACCGCCACCCGACAAAAUGUACGGACGUGGUCGUGACUGGAAUGUCGAUCUCAUCCCCAAGUUUCUCAUGGCAAAUGGUUUACUCGUUAAAUUACUGAUUCACACCGGUGUCACGCGUUAUCUCGAGUUCAAGUCAAUCGAGGGCUCGUACGUUUACAAAUCGGGAAAAAUUUCUAAAGUACCGAUUGAUCAUCAGGAGGCACUCUCCAGCGAUCUCAUGGGACUAUUCGAGAAACGACGAUUCCGUAAUUUUCUCACUUGGGUUCAGAACAUGCAGGAGGACGAUCCCAAAACUUGGGAUGGGUUUGAUCCAUUCACCAAUCCAAUGAGUGCACUCUACAGCAAAUUCAGUCUUGAGGCCAAUACUCAGGAUUUUACAGGUCAUGCACUGGCCCUUCACAGGAAUGAUGACUACAUCUCUCAGCCUGCUAUCAAUACUGUUAAACGUAUUAAGCUGUAUAGCGACAGUUUAGCGCGUUAUGGAAAAUCACCGUAUCUCUAUCCUAUGUAUGGACUUGGGGAGCUGCCACAGGGCUUCGCCAGGCUCAGUGCUAUCUAUGGGGGCACCUACAUGCUUGAUAAACCCAUUGACGAGAUUAUCAUCAAGGAGGGAAAGGUCGUUGGUGUUCGUUCAGGCGAGGAGAUUGCAGUCUGCAAGCAGGUGUUCUGCGAUCCGACGUACGUUCCAGACAAAGUGAAAAAAGUGGGCCAAGUGGUGCGUGCAAUCUGCCUGCUGAAUCACCCACUCCCGCACACGAAUGACUCGCUCUCGACUCAAAUAAUCAUUCCCCAGAAGCAAGUGAAUCGCAAGUCUGAUAUCUACGUCUCCCUGGUGUCAUACACCCACCUGGUAGCAGCAAAGGGAUGGUUCAUUGCGAUGGUCUCGACGACAGUGGAGACGAGCAAUCCCGAGCUGGAGAUCAAGCCUGGUCUUGAUCUGUUGGGCCCAAUAGCCCAGAAAUUUGUGUCAGUCUGCGAUUAUUACAAGCCAACGGAUGACGGUGUCGACAGCCAAUUGUUCAUAUCCACUAGUUACGAUGCAACAACGCACUUCGAGACCACUUGCCUCGACGUUCUUGAUUUAUUCAAACGCGCCACUGGAGAGGACUUUGAUUUUAAUAAAGUUAAGCAGGAGCUUGGCGACGAGGAUCAGUAAAUUACCUAUCAUUUUUUAACAGCCGCAACGAAGGGAUAAAGGGAGAUAUUUGAAAUUAACAUUUGCCUGAUGAUUAUCAUCAAUUUAUCUUGAAACCUCUGGAUUCAAGGUGAAAACCUCGGAGGACUUAUUUGUCGAUAAUUUAAUUGGCUACAGAAAAGUUCUGUGACGUAAUUAUCUGAGAUCAAUAGUUAUCGAGAUAAAUUGAUGUUUCAUUGAAAUGUUCGUUUUGACUUUAGCACUUUGUUGCUGACAUCAUCUGUCGAAUUUUCUAAUCGUGCUGCCUCAGUAAGGAAUUUAUCGAAUAAUUCAGAAUAACUUGGAAGAACAUGGAUGGAAGAUAAAAUAAUUGAACAAUGACAAAUGUAUAUUUUAUUUACCUGUCUUUACAGCAAUCGAUAGUCAAUCUGCAGGGAAUUCACAGAGGCACGUGAUAGUUUAACGACGAUGUGUGAUUAUUAUGGAGAACGUUAAAUAAAUGAUGAUUUAUUGUGAAGGUAUCGGGGGUGGAGAGUGGCUGAUUUUAAAUUAGAUGAUUGAAUAGUAAUCUCAGAGCUCUUCAGUGGCUGGGGGCUCGCACGUGCUUUUCCCUUCGUUCCGUAGAUGAUAGGAAUGAUUAUUACUUUAUUAUUAUGUUACUGAUUAAU
This is a messenger RNA of Fopius arisanus, 2195 nucleotides long. It is a transcript of the gene Gdi, whose product is annotated as GDP dissociation inhibitor. The record is from RefSeq and is a predicted model, not a curated record. Gene Ontology annotation, cellular component: cytoplasm. Gene Ontology annotation, biological process: protein transport; small GTPase-mediated signal transduction; vesicle-mediated transport. Gene Ontology annotation, molecular function: Rab GDP-dissociation inhibitor activity. The transcript has 4 exons. The coding region runs from base 220 to 1548 and encodes 442 amino acids. Lineage: Eukaryota; Metazoa; Arthropoda; Insecta; Hymenoptera; Braconidae.